Molecule: messenger RNA, 1826 nt
Organism: Ceutorhynchus assimilis (cabbage seed weevil)
Lineage: Eukaryota; Metazoa; Arthropoda; Insecta; Coleoptera; Curculionidae
Source: the annotation of a GenBank genome assembly
AAGCCGCUUUCCAGCUAUGUGCUUCAAGCACGGUGCAGCACAGUGUUCUGUGUUUGAAACGCAAAAGUUAGCAGCUCUCGAAGCGCAGUACGGCUGGAACACGAACACGCGCUUGAAGCAUUUGCGCGCGCAAAAGCUCGUUUGCGUGCUCAAAAGCGUCAGCUGGAAAGCGGCUUUUAAAAACAAAAAUCAAAACAAACAAGACGAUUUUGAGCUGGAUUUAUAAACUCUGACGUCCGCGCCCGCGCCCGCGCUCGCGCUCACGCCCAACAUAAAUGAAGCAGAUCACGAACAGAAUUUCAAUAAUGUCUGAACAUAUUAUUCCAACUGAAAUUGACAAUGCUGAUUCGAGCUCCCAAAGCGGAACUGGUUCGGGCAGUUCAGCAGCAAACAAUGAUGAGGAACAAAGCAAGUUAUCAAAUUCCUUAAAAAAUCUUUCCGUACAGCCACAUCCGAGAGACUAUUCUGCAGCCCUCAGAUCCAGACCAUUAACUGCAUCUGUGGAACCCUCAUUGGCAGUACCGAAACCAUCUGAUCCAGUAGAAUCUGAUACAUCUACACCUGGACCAUCCAAUAAAACAACAAAAGCCAGGGUUAAACCUGCUGCAGUAUCACUAAAAGACGAGGAUGAAAGUGAAUUCCUGAAAAACUUUGACCGGCUUGAAAGAAGGGAUAUCAACGCAAUUAUGCAAGAAUACAGUCUACCAAACAGUGACACCCUUGAAAAAAUCAUUUUAGUAAUUGAUAGCGCUCAAGAUGAAAACUAUACACCUUUUAUUGCAAGCAAUCAGAAAUACACACCUUUAAGUAUGAUUAAAAGAGCAGUAUCUAUUAUGAUCAAAUUGAAAUUGGGUAUAAAUCCACAUCACGAGUUUGCUAUAAUAGUAAUGAAGAAAAAUGAUGCUGAUCUACUUUUUGAAUUUUCGAAUGAUUAUAAAAGACUCAUCGAUUGCUUGAAUCGAAUUUCUGAAUGUGAAACUGAAGAUAUUUUUGACUUGAACACUGUAUUUCACAAAUUGGAAGACAUACCUCUUCCAAAACCUCUAGCACCAGGAUUACCACCACCAUACAAUAUACGUAUCAUAUUUUUUUAUGGUAGAUCUUUCACUAUGCCCCAAAUCACAAUGAAUGAAAAGGUAGAGGCACUUUUCAAGAAUCCUUACUUUUUUUGCGAUGUAUUGAUGACCCACGAAGUGAUAGAAGCAAGCAAUAAUUGUCAGAAAAUAUUCAACGUAUUUCAAAAUUUGGACAAGAAAGGUACUGGAUAUUUCUUUCCUGUGGGUAGGGAUGCCAGAAGAAUGCACAAGUGUACUGGAAGACUUGUGGCCCAUCCUUUGCAGAGGCCUAUCCAAAAGCUUAUCAAGAAUUAAUUAUUAUUUUUCAUUAAAUUAGGUUUAUCUAUUGUUCUUGUUUGAUUUGAUUAUUUUGAAUGUUUUUUUUUUUUUUUAAUCUUCAUAGAAUUAUUAUUGAUUUAUAAGUUCUAUUUAGUUUUUAUACUUUACUGUGCAAAUUUUGUAUUACAUUAUUAUGCCAUCAAGGAAGCAGGGAUGGCUUAUUAAAUAAAACUUGUUACCUACUUAAAUGCUAUAAAAAUUUAAUUACCAAUCCAAAAUCUUACAGCUCCAUGCUCUAUUACCUAUUUAAAUAAUGUGUGCAUUAGGAUAGGAUAUGAGGAAACGAACUUGGAGAAAAUAUUAGUAGAAUGGUUGCAUUCUAUUUUAUUAUAUGAAUAGUAAUUAACUAUAAUUUUUAGUUAUUAUAGUCCAGGCAAUCAGUAUUUUUUGCAAGAUAAAAAUAGUAUAGUUUUCAAAUUUUGACUGUUCAGA